GUUCCGAGUCGAAGGGUUUCCAAGUCUCUUUCUGCUCUGUGUCGCGCCGCCAUGUCAGGCUUCCAGCCAAACCGCUCUCUGCUAAAUCCGCGGUUCGAAGGCUACAAGCUCUCUCCAAUUGCGCAGGAGCAGGCCGUCGCCCACUACGGCCUGCAGUACAAGCCGUCGCAGACCAAUGUCUCCGGUCGCUCGCACGUAACCUUCCAAGAGGUGCAGAGUAGGAUCUCUCACAAUCAUCUAGCACUCUGCAAGCAAGAUGAGAGCGCAGCGUACAUUGAUGGUGAGCUCCGAGUUGUAUCGAUCAAAUUGAGCGAGGCUACUCUAGAGCCCGGAAUACGUCUGUUGUAUGAGCUCCCGAAACCUAUCUCUUCCCCAGACGUCGACUCGCCCCAGCCCGAGUAUCCGUCUGCGGGGUUCCUGGACUCUACAUCGCUCUUCGUCUCGGACGGCUAUGGUUCCCUUUACGCUCUGAGUAUCCCUAGCACCGGUCUUGCCGAAAUUGUUGGAACAUUCGAGCUUGCUAUUCCCGCUGUCUUUGGCUCUUCCAGAGGUGUCGUCCCUUUCAGGAUCCACCAUGUCGCCCAGACAUCGCCGGACGCAGCAGUCAUCAUCCUCUCUUCCAAGCACUAUCCUAAGGAUGUCCAGCCGGUAAGCAAUGGGACGUCUAGCAACCGUCGUGCACAACACAAGAGCCCAGAAUUUGACAUAUGGGCGGCUCGGUUCACUCUACCUAUCACCCCAGUCGCAGACCAAACACGGUCCAUUGACAUCCUCUGGCAUCGGCGUGGUGACGAUGUCCCCAUUUACACAUUCUACGACUCUGCCCGCCAAUCAUUCAUGCUUGUUGGCGCGUCCUAUCGCACCAUCGACAUCGCUCCCGUCCCUUCAUACACGCCCACAGCCGACGAAGUCGCCCCGAUCCCACGCGCAAACGAGAACCUCGACGACGCGACUCCCACCAACGCCCCGCAAAAGCCUCCCCCCUACUCCUGGACGCAAACCUCCGACAGCGUCACAGUCGCGAUCCCACUCCCCUCCAGCACACCCACAGACGCGAUCAAAGUCGCCUUCUCCCUGCGCACGCUCACCGUCUUCGUGCGCGACACCAAGCCGGGCGGCGAGGGGGAGACCCCACCGCCGCGGUACGACAUGAAGCCGCUGUGGGACCACAUCCAGUCCGCGACGAGCAUGUGGACGUUCGACCGCGCGGCGGAGCGCAAGUACGGCGUGCUCACGCUGCACCUCGACAAGGCGCACGAGGGCACGCGCUGGCCGCAGGUCUUCGCCGUGGCCGGCGCGACCGCGCCCGCGCUCGGGGCAUCGUCAAUGGCGGACGACGACGAGGAGGUCCCCGAGACGCUCGACCCGUCCGAGCUGUACGCGAUCCGGGAGGCGCUCGAGAAGUACACGGCCGCGCUCCAGAGCGGCGAGGACGCGAGCGGGCUCGGGCUCGGGCGCGGCGUGCCGAGCCUCGCGAAGGAGGAGAUGGACGAGGAGCUAGACGUGAACGUGGGCCGCACCGCGUGCGUGACGUGCGUCGGCUUGGACGGGGGUGCAGACAGCACGAGCCAUGGCGAUGAGGCGCCGCUACAGGUGCUCUCGACACCUUUCCCGGGAACGGACGCGGACAGGCCGAGCCUGGUGGUGAAGACCGGACUGGACGGGUUGGUGUACGAGCUCGGGGCGCCAGAGGAGAAGCCAGGGUGGAAGCACACGGCGACCUACUCUGCGCUCGCGUUCGUCCUCGCGAGCAAGCGCGACACGCGCUCCACGUACCACGUCUCUUCGCAGGCGGUCUUCGCCUUUGAGAGCGGAUCGAGAGACCUUGGCGGGAACGUAUACGUCUACCGUGGCGCACCAGCGAAGGAGAAGUGGGCGAAGCAGGCCGUGCUCAAGGUGGGGGGCGGGUCUGCUGGGCCGCUGCUAGGUAUCGGCCUCGUGAAGGUUGGCCCAAAUGCUGAACCUGUCAUCAUUUGCCUCUGCGAAGGCGAGCUGGUGCUCCUGCGGAACGUCCUAUGACACCGCAGAUAUGCCAGUCACGAUGAGAGGAUGCAGGAAAGAAGUGAUUGCCGAACUAUACACAGAGACCGAGGGCAUGUAUGUAUUAACUCCAGUCGUACGCGUAAUCAUCAUGGAAUGCUAGCCUGGUUGAUACACCG
Molecule: messenger RNA, 2159 nt
Organism: Rhodofomes roseus
Lineage: Eukaryota; Fungi; Basidiomycota; Agaricomycetes; Polyporales; Fomitopsidaceae
Exons: 2
Coding region: 52-2019 (655 amino acids)
Source: RefSeq, a predicted model, not a curated record